AUGCCGCCGCCGCUGCACCCUCCACUAUGGCUGCGCCUUCACCUUCUCCUCCGCUCCCAAACCCUAACCCCUCUCCUCCGGCGAGGAUCCAGCUGCGAUGCGCCCCUUUGCAGGACCAGGAGGCACUUCUCCGUUCGCGCCUCCGCUGCACAGCUCGCCGCCGCGGGCGUCGCGACGGCGCAGCAACCUGAACUUGGUUGGGUGUGGAGAAAUAUUGUUCAAAAAGGGGAUACUGUGGUUGAUGCCACAUGCGGGAAUGGCAAUGACACACUCGCUCUGCUUAAGAUGGUGGCCGAUGAAACAGGCCGUGGGCGUGUUUAUGGGAGGGACUUUCAAGAUUCCGCGAUUGAGAGUACUUCCUCGUUUCUGAAAAUGGUCGUGGGUGAUGAACGUCAGGGACUAGUAAAACUAUUUCCUAUAUGUCAUAGUAGAAUGGAAGAAAUUGUUCCCAAAGAUGCUCCUGUCAGGCUUGUUGCUUUCAACUUGGGCUACCUUCCAGGAGGAGAUAAAACUGUAAUCACAGUGCCUAGGACAACUGAGCUAGCAUUGCAAGCUGCCAGCAGACUUCUGAGUUCUGGGGGACUCAUAAGUGUUCUUGUCUACAUUGGGCAUCCAGGUGGAAGAACACUGAAUUCUGGCCAAAUAUCACUUAAAAAGUGGGCCGUGGUCUUAUUAAUUUUCUUCUUUCUGAUCCCUAGGGAUGAACUCGAUGUUGUUGAAUCAUUUGCAUCAAGCCUUCCUGUGGACACCUGGGCGACCUGCAAACUUCAAAUGAUCAAUAGGCCAAUUGCUCCAGUACUCAUACUUCUGAACAAGAAAUGA
Molecule: messenger RNA, 822 nt
Organism: Miscanthus lutarioriparius
Lineage: Eukaryota; Viridiplantae; Streptophyta; Magnoliopsida; Poales; Poaceae
Source: the annotation of a GenBank genome assembly